UGCGCGGUGGGUCCCUUCCCUUCCCUCCCCCUUCCGCGCGCGCGCUCCUGAGAGGUUGGUUCCUUCCCGGAGGGUCGGAAGAGUUCCAACUGCCUGCGAAGUGGACGUGCUGGAACGCACAUUCGGGUCUUCUUGUCCGUCCGCCUGUUCGAGACUCCCAAAGAUGUCAACUCAAGGCCAUACCUGGGCCCGACAGGUGAAGAAGGAGGGUGAGGAAGAGGACCCCCUGGACCAGCUCAUCUCCCGUUCUGGCUGUGCAGCGUCCCACUAUGCAGUGCAGGAGUGCAUGGCCGCGCACCAGGACUGGCGACAGUGCCAGCCACAGGUGCAGGCCUUCAGGGACUGCAUGAGUGAACAGCAGGCGAGACGGCGGGAGGAGCUGCAGAGGAGGAAGGAGCAAGGCAGUGCCCACAGCUGACACCCCAAACCGUCUGUCCCCAGAGCAUGGCCUGAAGAAACUAGCACCCAGCGAGGUCAUGGGAGGAAGAAAUCCUAAACUGGAAGUGUGGGCCAAGAGGUAUAAAACUUGGGGAUGGUCUUUGGGACUGAGGUUGAGAGCCAGGUAGCCAUGGGUUUGCACAGGACUGCCAUCAAGAGCUGUCGGAUUUUCAUGGCGAGAUCCUAUACAUCCUUACCCGUCUUGUUGCACAAAUAUGAAAUACUGACCAAUAUUCACCAUGUAAAACACAGUGGGGUUAAGGGUUGCUCUGCUAACCUCCAUCUUGGAUCGGUGUGCCAAGUACUGAGCUGAUACGUGGACAUUGAAUUUUGCAAGUAUAUUUACAAUCUAAAGGUAAAUUGGCUAUCUAUUCAGGUCUUCAUUUCUUCAGUCUUUGGUUCAACAACAAGUUUUUCUGAGAACUUCUCAUGUUCUAGGCACUGUUAGAAGCUGAUGUGAUGAAUAAUGUGAUCUUUGCCUUCAUGUUGCUUAGUCUAGUUUGAGAGACAGAAAUAAAACAACAUUGGAACUAAUUCCUGCCCAGUGAUAUAAAUGACUUUAUCUUUCACAAGU
This is a messenger RNA of Rhinolophus ferrumequinum (greater horseshoe bat), 1012 nucleotides long. RefSeq names its product cytochrome c oxidase assembly factor 4 homolog, mitochondrial. The record is from RefSeq and is a predicted model, not a curated record. The coding region runs from base 164 to 418 and encodes 84 amino acids. Gene Ontology annotation, cellular component: mitochondrial intermembrane space. The transcript is spliced from 2 exons. Gene Ontology annotation, biological process: mitochondrial respiratory chain complex IV assembly. NCBI's taxonomy places the organism in Eukaryota, Metazoa, Chordata, Mammalia, Chiroptera, Rhinolophidae.